This is a messenger RNA of Nannospalax galili (Upper Galilee mountains blind mole rat), 3719 nucleotides long. RefSeq names its product solute carrier family 30 member 7 (gene Slc30a7). The transcript is spliced from 12 exons. The record is from RefSeq and is a predicted model, not a curated record. Lineage: Eukaryota; Metazoa; Chordata; Mammalia; Rodentia; Spalacidae. Gene Ontology annotation, biological process: intracellular zinc ion homeostasis; zinc ion transport; transmembrane transport. Gene Ontology annotation, molecular function: zinc ion transmembrane transporter activity. The coding region runs from base 179 to 1387 and encodes 402 amino acids. Gene Ontology annotation, cellular component: membrane; Golgi apparatus.
CGGAAGUCCUCGGGUUCCCGGGUGUGCAUCCGUAUCUCUGUGUGUCUGUCUGGCGGCGGUGCGCGGCCGCAGUCAAGCGACUGGGGGGGGGGGGGCCGCAUUUGGGGGGACCACUGUCGCCACCCCACCGAGUCACAUCUAGAGGAAAGGAGGCCCGGCCCUUCGCCGGGCGGAGAAGAUGUUACCCCUGUCCAUCAAGGAUGAUGAAUACAAACCACCCAAGUUUAAUCUGUUCGGCAAGAUCUCGGGCUGGUUUAGGUCCAUACUGUCGGACAAGACGUCCCGGAACCUGUUUUUCUUCCUGUGCCUGAAUCUCUCUUUCGCUUUUGUGGAACUACUCUACGGCAUCUGGAGCAACUGGUAUAGGGGAAAGAUUUCAUAUCACUCUGCUUUAAGAGAACACGAUGUUCUUCCAUCUCAGAAGAGGAAGUUUUUCAGCCUAGGCUUGAUCUCCGACUCUUUCCACAUGUUUUUUGAUAGUACUGCCAUUUUGGCUGGAUUGGCAGCUUCUGUUAUUUCAAAAUGGAGAGAUAAUGAUGCUUUCUCUUAUGGGUAUGUUAGAGCGGAAGUUCUGGCCGGCUUUGUCAAUGGCCUCUUCUUGAUCUUCACUGCUUUUUUUAUUUUCUCAGAAGGAGUUGAGAGAGCAUUGGCCCCUCCAGAUGUGCACCACGAGCGACUGCUGCUUGUCUCCAUUCUUGGAUUUGUGGUAAACCUAGUAGGAAUAUUUGUUUUCAAGCAUGGAGGUCACGGACAUUCACAUGGCUCUGGCCAUGGACACAGUCAUUCCCUCUUUAAUGGUGCUCUAGAUCAGACCCAUGGCCACGGAGAUCACUGCCAUAGCCAUGAAGUGAAGCACAGUGCUGCACACAGUCAUGACCAUUCUCACGGACACGGACACUUCCAUUCUCAUGAUGGUCCCUCCUUAAAAGACACAGCAGGACCCAGCAGACAGAUUUUACAAGGUGUAUUUCUACACAUUCUAGCAGACACACUUGGAAGUGUUGGUGUGAUUGCCUCUGCCGUCAUGAUGCAGAAUUUUGGGUUGAUGAUAGCAGAUCCUAUCUGCUCCAUCCUUAUAGCCAUUCUUAUAGUUGUGAGUGUUAUUCCUCUUUUAAGAGAGUCUAUCGGAAUACUGAUGCAGAGAACACCUCCUCUGUUGGAAGGUGCCCUUCCCCAGUGCUACCAGAGGGUGCAGCAGCUGCAGGGCGUUUACAGUCUCCAGGAGCAGCACUUCUGGACCUUAUGUUCUGAUGUUUACGUCGGAACCUUGAAACUAGUAGUAGCACCGGAUGCUGAUGCCAGGUGGAUUGUGAGCCAAACACAUAAUAUUUUUACUCAGGCUGGAGUAAGGCAGCUUUAUGUACAGAUUGACUUUGCUGUGAUAUAGAUGAAAAGAAGUUGUUUGGGGACCAAACGUUUCCAGUACUGCACAAUCCAAAGCAUCGUACCCAGCUCUCUAAAGUAGAGAUGUCAUCACUACAACUCUGCAGCACCAAGCAGAGAAGGUCGAGUCAGCGUGUGCUCUAGAGACUCACAGCUGAGACAGAGGAUCGUUCUGACCAUGUCUUGUGUGCUCUUCCCUCCGAGCCAUUCUGACUUCGAAGGUUUCUGGGUUUGUUCCAGGGUGUUGGGUUGUGGUUUUGUUUUUUUCUGGGGGUUCUUGCAGAUCAGCCUCACCCCAUCCUACCAUCCUGCCCAGCCAGUGAGAAAUUCAGACUGUGGGCCUCCAGUCUUCUGGAAUGUCCUCACCAAAGCUGCUGGAAACCCAACCCACAAAGCCAGUGUUGCUUUUAAACAGGGAAAUCUGUUUUACAUGUGGACCUUCUUCAGUAUAAUCAUAUGUUUGUAAAAUUGUUUGUAUCUCACAAACUUAUGAACCAAACCACAUUGGGUUUUCAAAGUGCCUUUGUAUCAGAAAAUGUAUUGGCCAGCAUAGAAAUGUACCAUUAAGGGUCAUAUGUAUAGUUUUUUUUAAUGAAUAUUCUGUAAUCUCUACAAAAGAAGACUUACUAGAAACAUAUACAGAUUGUCUUUCUGUGUACUUCCAGCAUAGAUUUAAAUAUAUUAAAUUUCUUAUUUUAUCUCAUCAAAAGGACAUUAUUUAUUUUGCUUUCUAAAAAAUUCAAUAAUCACAUUAAAUUACUUUGUAAACUAUGCUUUCAAAACUGUAAAUAUACCUAUCAGGAAAAAGCGGUUUAGCGCUAAAACAUCUGCUCUAUAACAGAUUUCUAUAAAAACUAUCUGUGAUAGAUUUUCCAGGAGCUCUCCAUGCCAUUCUUAUAAAUUCUAUAAAUGAAUAGAAAAGGCACCGUCGACCUGGCAGAAAUAACCUUGACCGUGUCAUUGUACAGCUUCAUACAUUUUCAGGUGCCAAGUAAUAGUUUGUUUUCCUGGUCACAUUUGCACAAAUACAAAUUACUUCUGGGAAUCCUAGAAGAGCAUUUGAUUGAAUCUGAACCAUGAAAGAUAAGGAGCAAAUGUGGCACUGUAGAACUCUUUCUGAAGCAGGUGUCUUCAAAUAGUUAUUCUCUAGGCUCUUGGGUAUAUGAGAAAUAAAACUGCGAUUUGAGGGGACACUCAGGUAUUCUUGUUGUUUCCUGAGGAGAUGCUAUUUGAGUGAACAUUUCUGUAUUGUUCUUUAUUUUAUCACAAGUAUUCCUUUUAGCCCAAGCAAAUUGAUACUGUUGACAAAAAUUUUAAAACCUUGCAGGGUAAAAAUUAUUAAGAGUAUAGAUCAGUGGCAGGCAAUUUUUCAGUAAGGUGGCAGAAAUUAUGGUUGAUUUUGUCUAAGUUUUCAAGUACCUUUUCCCCUACUUCUGACCUACAAUUAAUGAGCUGUUCUCUUAGGAAAACUUUGCCACUUCCUUUAUACUUUCCUCAACUAUGGCAGCAGGCCAUGGACUGUCAUAGUCUUGUUUUUAUAAACAAAAUGGUAAUUUCAAAAACAUGUUUAUUUCUGCCAGGCAGUUGUAAAGCUUAAGAAUUCCUGUAGCAGAGUGUUUGAAACAAAUACUGAGGUCGUUCAGGAGGCGAAGUACAAACAGAGAUGUCCGCAUACUGGAACUGCAUUGUCCUUUCGGUUCUGAGUGGUCAUUUGGAUGUUUGAGCCAUUACCAAGUCCGAGGAACCUUGGCUUAUCCUGCGGGUGGCAUAUUACAGAAAAUGGCAGGUCUAGAUGAAGGCAUUGAUUCUGGAUGCAUGCCUUUACAGACUGGUUUCGUGUAGGUCCACUGACGUGUCACAUGUGGAGAUGAUUGCACUGGUUUAUGAAAUUUACCAGUGUUUGUCGGAGAUCCAGAUCUGCUUUCCACUGAACCCUCAGUUCCAAGUGAAGUUUUUGUCAGAAUUUGUCACUUUAAUUGUACCCUCAUUGUACAAAUCUAUGGAUAUUGUUUAUUCCUCUGAUAAGGUACAGAAUAUGUUUAAUGUGAAACUAAUUUUGCACUUUGUUCUAAGAGCUUGCGAGCUCAGAACUUAGCAGGUUGGCACUGACAUUUUCACUUAAUUAAAUGUCAGCAUACCUGUGUGUACAGGAAAAAAAAAAGCAUGAGUAGAAAUUUUUUUCUUACAGAAAAAUCAGUGUUGUUGGCACAGAUGUAUUACCAGCAUAGGUAAUUUCACUAAGAAAUACUGCCUGAUUAUGGGUAUAAAGUAAAUUUAGAAUCCUAACACUGGGCUAAUAUUCUUAAUAAAACAAACACAAUUUGAGAGUAAAUUUG